This is a messenger RNA of Vitrella brassicaformis, 1274 nucleotides long. NCBI's taxonomy places the organism in Eukaryota, Vitrellaceae. The record is from the annotation of a GenBank genome assembly.
CUUUCUCGUCACAAGCUGAUCACCGGGAGAGCGGCGUCGGUCGUCUGCGAGUGUUUGUCUGCUAGCGUGAUAUCUGUGAGUGAGCGGUGUGCUGUGCUGUGCGUGAGGGACUUCGUCGACUUGAGAGAGGGGAUGGCGCGGACCAAGCAGACCGCCAGGAAGUCGACGGGCGGCAAGGCGCCCCGCAACCAGCUGGCCUCUAAGGUGAGAACAAAGGUGCCAAUCACAACAAUGUACGUGAAAAGUGUCUGUGCUGUGUGGGUGAAGUACUUGAAGUCGGCCCCCGUGUCUGGCGGUGUCAAGAAGCCCCACCGCUACCGCCCCGGGACGGUGGCGUUGCGUGAGAUCCGCAAGCACCAGAAGAGCACCGAACUGCUGCUCCGCAAGUUGCCCUUCCAGCGUCUGGUCAAGGAGCUUGCCCAGGACUUCAAGACGGACCUCCGCUUCCAGUCACAGGCCGUGUUGGCCCUUCAGGAGGCCAGCGAGGCCCACAUGGUCGGGCUGCUCGAGGACUCCAACCUCUGCGCCAUCCACGCCAAGCGAGUGACCGUCAUGCCCAAGGACAUCCAACUCGCCAAACGCAUCCGCGGCGAGAAUAAAUCAACACGCCAUCCCACGGGAGGGGUGUGGUGGUGGGUAAGGAGUGGGAGGGGGUGGGGACUGGGUAGGAAGUAAAGUGACUGAUGUGCGUCACACAUCGCCUGGGUGUGAAGGCUGUCUUGACGCACAUCACACACGACUCCACGCACCUCUCUCUCUCCCUGUCUGUUUGUCUGUCUGUCUGUCUCUCUCUCUCUGUGCAUCGACUCGUGUGCUCAGCUCGUUGCAUCUGCGGAAAGGUGAUAAAUAAGGUAGACGGCUGUGCUGUGCUGUGCUGUGCUGCGUGUGGAUAAGGCAGCCAUGCAUUUGUCGGCAGGUAAGUGUGUCGUGGGGGAAAGGUGGCUGUGAGUGAGGAUGUGGCCGUGUGCAUGUGCCUGUUGUGGUGAAUUGGCGUGCGGCGCGAAAGGGCUUCAGCCUGCACGCACUGCCCCGCUCGAUGUCAGCUGGGGGGUUGUGUGGGUAGGUGGCAAUUCAAUUGGUCAAGGGGAUGUGAUGGAUGUGCCACAUGAGGGAGGAAGGGUAUUCGGUGACACCUAAGAGGGGCCUCGCUAAGAGGUGGCUGGCUGACAUAAGAGGAUGGAUGCGAUAUAGUGUAGGAAGACUGUGUGUUAUGAGAGAAAGGUGCACAACAGAAAGAUGAUGAAUUUCUCUCACGCUACAGAGAUGAAAAAUUG